Molecule: messenger RNA, 715 nt
Organism: Momordica charantia (bitter melon)
Lineage: Eukaryota; Viridiplantae; Streptophyta; Magnoliopsida; Cucurbitales; Cucurbitaceae
Gene: SVB
Product: plant/protein (Protein of unknown function, DUF538)
Source: RefSeq, a predicted model, not a curated record
CUCCAUUUCCUAGGCUUUACCCAUAUCAGCAAUCAGGAGUUGAUUCAAAAGCAGCAGCAAAUCAAAAGAGAGAGGGAGAGAGAGAGGAAAAAAAUGUCUCUUGUGACAGAAGAAAUCAGAGGCAAAGCAGAUGAAGUGUACCAUGGAGAUGAGAAGUGCCAAGAGAAAUCCAGAGACUUACUCAAAGAAAUAGGGCUUCCCAAUGGGCUUCUGCCCUUAAAAGACAUUGAGGAGUGUGGGAUUGUGAGGGAGACGGGGUUUGUUUGGCUGAAGCAGAAAAAGAGCACAACCCACAAGUUUGAGAAGAUUGGGAAGCUUGUUUCUUAUGCCACAGAAGUCACAGCCACUGUAGAGCAGAACAAGAUCAAGAAACUCACUGGGGUUAAGACUAAGGAGCUUCUGCUCUGGGUCACACUCAGUGAUAUCUAUGUUGAUGAUCCACCCACUGGAAAAAUCACCUUCCAGACUCCAACAGGGCUGUAUAGGACUUUUCCAGUCUCUGCUUUCCAGGUUGAAGAGCCAGUUAAGGAAGUGAGUGAGAAGAAGGAAGAAGUGGUGGGAGCUGUAGAAGUUUAGGAGGUCUAGUCUAGCUGCUUUUAUAGGGCUCUCUCAUAUGUAUUUCUUCUGAUUUUUACGUUUAAGAAACUCUCUUUUGUGGUUUCUGUUUUUUACUACUUAAUGGUACUAAAAUGAAAUGAAAAGUUUUAAUUGUCUU